Lentinula edodes (shiitake mushroom) is the source of this 1284-nucleotide messenger RNA. RefSeq lists its product as uncharacterized. The transcript is spliced from 4 exons. Lineage: Eukaryota; Fungi; Basidiomycota; Agaricomycetes; Agaricales; Omphalotaceae. The coding region runs from base 315 to 1172 and encodes 285 amino acids. The record is from RefSeq and is a predicted model, not a curated record.
CUAUGUUUCGACCUCAUCCCUUCCAGACAAGUACUUGAUAUCGUUGUACCAGGGGGUAAUGGCGACACUUUUCUUCACGCACUUGGGGAAGAAACCGCGGAAAUCGCAGACGAACAUGCCCUGACGCUCUUCUCACAUCUUCUCAACAAUGUUUCCAAAAUGAGUGAAGAAUUUAAUCGUAUGUGCUCGACAGCGGAAACAGCUACUACAGUACCCAUACUUGCUAGUAUCUAUAAUCAUAUUGCACUUCCUCUUUCCCAGGUUUGAGUGCCUCCGACAAGCCCAUCUCCGAAAUUCAACGGACCGAGUUGAACAUGGACAUUUCGUCCAAGCAUAAACGCUCUGCGACCAGUAUAGAGGCUGAUGUUGAUCUCAGAGAUUCGAAACGCACAAAAACUUCUGCCAUAUCCAAACUCCUAAGCACAAAUCGUACGUCCAAGAAGGUCCCAGAAGAGGCAAGCAUCCGCGUAUCGAAGAAUUCUGUAUCUAAUCCAUUGGUCAAUACGCGAGCAAACCCGUUGAUUCCUCGCUCUUCUACCGUUUCCGCUGGGUCCUUACCUUCUUCCUCGCUUCGUCGGGUCCCUGUUUGCGGUACUUCUGAUGCUUCCCGUCCUACUGCACGAGCACAAAACAGUACCAAUCGGUCGGUGUCUGUGGUUCAUAGACAAGCUGUCUACAUUGAUGACAGCAAACCGGCUUCCCACAAGCAUAGUAGUAGAACCUCCGCUCCAUCUGCCUUCCCCUCGUCCGAGUCAUGGGUGGAAGAUGACCUCGCUCAUUCGCUCAAGACACAUUCUAGUUCAUCCAAGACCACUACUUCUGAGACUGGCCCUCUGAAUUCCAAUAUCAUCAACGACAAUAACCCCACGGGAUCAUCUACUUUUGGCUUCCGCGCAGAAACAAGUUCAGAUACAGCUGAAGUUGUUUCUACUCGCCCCCCUGCAUCCUCUACAUCUUUACCUGUGUCCUCCUUGUCUUCGGCGCUUGGAAGUGUAGCACAUGCUCUUGUCAACAAUGUGAUCCUGCCAUCUGUUCUUCCAGAUUCUGAGAGCAUCAAGCCGAAGCUCCUCGAUGACACAACUGUACAGCUUCUUUCUGCUGCACAUAAGGCCAUCGGCGCGCUUCUUGCUGCCCAUCAAGCCGCUGUUGCUCGAGAGGAGGGUGUGGUUUAGCAACACAAGAAUGGAAUGUACUAUAAUAAGAUUUUCGCUUUGUUUCGUUUCAUAAAUUGAAUUUGUAUUCGUUGUUUUUCAAAUGAAUGUUCGCACUACUACUACACUGCAC